This is a messenger RNA of Anopheles nili, 381 nucleotides long. Its product is annotated as cuticle protein 19-like. The record is from RefSeq and is a predicted model, not a curated record. Lineage: Eukaryota; Metazoa; Arthropoda; Insecta; Diptera; Culicidae. The transcript has 2 exons. Bases 1 to 381 code for a protein of 126 amino acids. Gene Ontology annotation, cellular component: extracellular matrix.
AUGAUCAAGAUUGCUCUGAUCCUCUCGCUGGCUGUUGCCGUGUUCGGUUAUGGUCAUGAACAUCACGACUAUCAUUCGCAUCCGAGCUACAAGUUCGAGUAUGGCGUGAAGGAUCCUCACACUGGUGACCACAAAAGCCAGUGGGAACAUCGGGAUGGAGAUGUCGUCAAGGGAGCCUAUACUCUGCAUGAGGCCGAUGGAACUGAGCGAGUGGUCGAGUACUCGUCAGACAAGCACAACGGAUUCCAGGCUCACGUGAAGCGUGUGGGUCAUGCUCACCAUCCGGCCGUGUAUGGACAUCAUGAAGCGGGACACUCGUACGACCAUGGACACGGACACGGACAUGCCAGCAGCUACAGCAAGCUGAACCAGCACCAUUGA